Molecule: messenger RNA, 570 nt
Organism: Cylindrotheca closterium
Lineage: Eukaryota; Bacillariophyta; Bacillariophyceae; Bacillariales; Bacillariaceae
Source: the annotation of a GenBank genome assembly
AUGCACAGCUACCACUCGAUCAUCAGUAACAACACCCCCGUCUUGCUAAGCUUGGUAGAAUCCGAUGAUGAGACAGCCGAAUUAUCUUCUGGUGAAGAAGCAGCAGCAGAAGAAGUCUGUGAUAUGGAAUUUCUUCAUCGACUGAUUGCCGAUGCGGGACGGUGGGCCUUUGGAAUCAUUUUCGCCGAGUUGUGGGUAUUGGAUGAUACGGGGACUCAGUUAUUUCGUCCCGAUUGUGGAUGGUGGAUGGAUCACUAUGCUUGUUCCACUCAUGCAUUUUCCAAACUUGUCGAUUCAUCCUUGCCAGAUUACAUUCCUGCCGAGCCCUGCAUGCCCGGCAUUGGGUUGCCAGGAUAUCUUUGGGCGCAAGCUACAAACAAGGCUGGUAAUACAAGACAAAGCGUAAUGUCUGGUCGACAGAGCUUAUUCCGGAAAAGUAGUGACGGGAUUAGAACAAGUUUACUUGGUGCUGGUGGUGGGGGAAAGAUGAGUAGUGCUGCAACUCGAAGUAGCAUGUAUGGAACAAUCAGUAACCUGCACAGUUCCAACGGUCAGCACCAACAGAAUCAU